UCUCAAAACAAUGUGUUCAUAAAUACAAAUAUAUUUGUGCUCUCUUUCAAUAAUUUAGGCACAUACGUAUGUAUACAUGUAUGUACAUAUGUAGGUACAUAAAAGAGAUCGGAUUAUGAAACAGUUAUCACUCUCUUUUGUUUUCUUCCCUUUUCACUUCCAUGAAAUAUCGACUGCGCGAGCUUUUAAACCCGUUACUUUGUUCUAACGUUGCCCGAAAUAAAACUUUAUUUUGAAUGUACUCUGCGAUUUCAGUGAUUUCGGCGAAUUCGGUGAGUGCAGUUCGAUUCGAGGCAUAGAUUCGGUUGGGCUACGAUUAGUGAUAAAACGGCGAAAUUUGUUCAAAAAAUUGCUAAAGAAGUUCCCGUAGCGCGCGUGUUCGGUGUAACGCACAGUUUUUGUUACCGUAGUGUGUGUGCUCAAUAAGUUCAGUUUAAAAUCUGACGCAUCAUUUCGGUCUAGCUUACGGUUUUUGUUAUGUAUGUACAUACAUACAUAUGUAUGCACACAACACAAAUGGCGGCCGUGCAAAAUCAUUGUAAUUAAUUAAGCAAGUGAGGCGAUUUUAAACAUACGUAUUAGAAACUCGGGUAACAAUUUUUACAAAUUUAUUGUGAUUCAUUCGGUGGAAAGCGGAUCGCAAAGGAAAAAAAGCUAAAUGGGCUAAUAAUAAGCUAAGUACAAUGGAUUAACAGUUUGCUAGUUAGCGCUACGUUUCGAGCUACACUUACGUCUAAGCUUACGUAGACAGCUGCAUAUAAGAGACGGCAGACGAAUGAACAUUAAGUCUUAAGCGAGGGUCGUUGAUUUACCAGUAGCCUCAAUAAUCAGGGAAACCACACAGGUAUUCCAGAGAUUGCAAUAUGCGUGGCCGCCACUUACGCCGCCGAUUCAGCCUGCAGCCCUCGUUCAUGAAGGACGACAAUGCCGAGGAUAAGCCAAAGCGUGAUAAGGUUGGUAGAAACAACGCGGUAGAUGAUGCCAUUGGACCGGCCAACGCACGCCACAAAAUCGUCGUCAUGGGCUCUGCAAAAGUGGGCAAAACGUCAAUAAUCACCCAGUUUUUGUACAACACAUUUAGCACCAAAUACAAGCGGACCAUUGAGGAAAUGCACCAAGGCAACUUUUCCAUCGCCGGCGUGAGCCUUACCCUUGAUAUUCUGGACACUGCCGGUUCAUACGAGUUUCCGGCGAUGCGCGCUCUUUCUAUAUCCUCGGCGGAUGCUUUUAUCCUGGUCUACGAUGUCACCGAUGCCACCACUUUCGAGGAGGUGCGCACAAUUCGCGAUCAGAUCCACGAGACUAAGGCCACUACCGCGGUUCCAAUUGUGGUUGUUGGAAACAAGAUCGACCUCUUAGCAGAUGGAGAAACCGAGCGAGAGGUUGAGUACGCCACUACUGAAUCGGUAGUUACUGUGGACUGGGAGAAUGGGUUUGUAGAGGCCUCGGCUUCCAGUAAUGAAAACAUCACCCAGGUGUUCAAGGAACUGCUGGCCCAGGCAAAAAUAACUUACAAUCUGAGUCCGGCCCUUCGUCGUCGUCGUCAGUCGUUGCCCCAGCAGAUUGGUAACAAUGGACCGGGUACUCCGUCACACCACCACCAGCACCACACUCAGCACCACACGCAGCACAACACCCAACACCACAAUUCCGGAGGCGGCACCUCCGCGUCUACCUCUUCGGCAGCAGCAGCUGCGUCAUCUUCCGGGGGAUCUGGAUCCCAUGCUCCUACACCAGCCCAGCUGCAGCACCUCCAAAGAAUCCAGGAGCGGAGUUUGGGCGCCAAACGCAACUCGUGCAUCAUUUCCUAAAGAGGCGAAAUCCUUCUACUAGAAAGUGCCAACACAGCAGCUGAAGAGUAGUCGCCAAACUAAAAGAGGUCUCAUAUAUAACGGUUUUCAACACUUUUUCAAUAAUGAAGAACAACAUGGGGCUUUUUUUCUAAAACUAAACACAGAACUAAGGUGAACAGAAGACGUAGGUUCUAUUCACAUGGGAGUCUUUUAAGGGUCUUUUUAACAUUCUGGGUGAGCUAAAAGUUUUGAGUUUUCCUUAAAACACUUCUUGUCGUCGAAUUAAACUGAUUUGUUUUGUUCGCGAGGGAUAUUAAAACGUUUUAAAUUUUCAAUAAUAGAUUGGAGAUCCUCAAAGUCCCAAAAUUGCCUGAUAUCUGAAAGUAUAUUUUAAUGUAUUUAUCAUUUCAUGGAUACAAAAGUAUUUCGACAUCCUUUUAAGUAUUUUGAAAGUGUACAAAAAUCAGGGUAAUAUAACUAAGGGGUAAAUUUUGAAAGUUGUCUCCCUAGGAUUUAUGAUUUUAUUAAUCUA
Drosophila erecta is the source of this 2325-nucleotide messenger RNA. RefSeq names its product ras-related protein Rap-2b. The coding region runs from base 864 to 1811 and encodes 315 amino acids. Gene Ontology annotation, molecular function: GTP binding; GTPase activity. Lineage: Eukaryota; Metazoa; Arthropoda; Insecta; Diptera; Drosophilidae. The transcript is spliced from 7 exons. The record is from RefSeq and is a predicted model, not a curated record.